Molecule: messenger RNA, 1877 nt
Organism: Papaver somniferum (opium poppy)
Lineage: Eukaryota; Viridiplantae; Streptophyta; Magnoliopsida; Ranunculales; Papaveraceae
Exons: 17
Coding region: 80-1648 (522 amino acids)
Biological process (GO): proteasome assembly
Cellular component (GO): cytosol
Source: RefSeq, a predicted model, not a curated record
CUUGCUGCUUUCUCUUUUUCCUCCCAGGCUUUCUCUCUAAGUUUUCUUGAACAGGGUUUUGAAUCUACUAACACUAAAAAUGGAAGAGUUAUCUCUUGAAGAUCCAUCUGUUUUGCUUGAAGCCGCUUCAGAAUUCGCAUUGUAUCCAGGUGUUCAAAAUGAUGAAUCAGUUAAGAAUUUACUUGAUAGAUUCCCACUGCCACUCAUAUUCAGUGCUUUACAAAACAAAUCUGAUGUUCCUGGCUUAGAAAGUACACUACUUAAUUGUUUAGAGCGGAUUUUCAGAACCAAAUAUGGGGCCUCUCUUAUUCCACAGUAUACGACUUUUAUACAAGUUGGUCUUUCUGCGGAAUCACAGUCAGUAAGAUGCUUAGCAUGUAAAGCGGUGUCUUGUCUUUUGGACAAUGAUGAUAAAGUUGCUGAUACUGCUGCACAACUUGUUAUCGAUCAUGGCCUUUAUGCAUCUUUACUUGACUUACUUACUCGUGGGGAUGAAUUAGUCGCAGCAGCAUCAACAAACGCUAUAAAGAGUUUGGCUAGUUUCCCUAAAGGCAUAGAUGUCAUCUUUCCAGCAAAUGUCGAUGAAUCUACACACCUCAGGAAUGUUGCAGCUAAUUGUUCAUCAUUGGGACGGGUUCGUGUCAUGGCUUUGAUUGUGAAGCUGUUUUCUGUUUCCAGUUCUGUUGCAUCAAGAGCACACAACUCAAAUCUUCUUAAUUUAUUAGAGGCAGAAGUUGACAGCAAAAAUGAUAUGCUGACAACUUUGAGUGUCUUGGAGCUCCUUUACGAGUUGUCAGAAAUCCCACAUGCUGCAGAGUUCCUCUCUAGAAGCACUCUUCUCCAGUUAUUGACCACCUUAAUCAGUGAUGCAUCCGUGGAGUCAAUUUUACGAUCAAGAGCAAUUAUGAUCAGUGCAAGGCUUCUUUCUUCAGAGGGUUUAUCAUGCCUCAAUGAAUCUAAUGUUAAGGCGGUUCUAGAAGCUUUAGAUUCAAGAUUGGAGUCUUUGAAAGGUCAAGAUGCAGACGAAUGUGAGACUGCGCUGGAGGCACUCGGUGAAAUUGGAUCCUCAAAUCAAGGAGCUGUACUGCUACUAUCAAGCUCAUCACCUGUGGCAAGGCAUGUUGUUGAAGCAGCCUUUGAUCGGCAAGGACGUGGUGCGCAGCUGGCUGCGCUACAUGCUCUUGGAAACAUCUCUGGAGAGAAUCGAUCAGAUCAUAGCAAAUUGCUGAAUGACACAGCCGAAGAAUGCCUUCGUCGGAUUAUAUAUGAUACAGCAGGCGAAAGUCCUAAGCUGACACCAUCUGGUCUCUUUCUGUCAGUUCUGCGUCAGGAUUCAGAAGUUCGUUUGGCGGCAUAUAGACUGUUAACUGGACUUGUGGCUCGGCAAUGGUGCUUGCAACAGAUUUGCUCGAAGCAAGAGAUAAUAGAUAUAGUGACUGAUCCUCACACUGAGUCCACAAAAAAUGGUAUGGAGGCUCGGUAUAACUGCUGCAAAUCGAUUUACAGUGCAUUAUCUGCUUUAGAUGCAACACAUCCUUCUCUCAUUAAAAUAGCCACAAAGUUGCAGGAAGCAGUGAGAAGGGGUCCUUAUCUAUCUAGGGAUAGGAUGGAAGCUCAGCCUACUGUAGCGACAUCUGAUAGAUUUUAACUUUGGAAAUGAGAGCUUGAAAGUUUUAAUGCCACCAGAUGAUCAAAAUACCUAACUAUCUUUUUUCUUCUUCUUUUGAAUAGCUGUAUGUGGCUCUCAGUCUUCUCGAAACUUGUUUCAAAAGUGAAAAGACAUUAUGUUAUUAUGUAUGUCUGUCAGAAACAUCUUUUCUUUUUUUCAAAUUAUGAUAUGGAUUUUCAAAUUAUGAUAUGGAUAAAAUUUUGUAGAA